CUCUCCGCCCACCCAUCUCCGCGAGGGCGAGCAUGACGGGCGCAGCCCUGCGCGUGCUGAGACCUGCGAGUCGUCUUCACCAUCUUGCGCUUAGCGGGGCGGCCCAUCGUCACCUCUCGACGCACGCUUCGCCGCCGCCGCCGCCGCCGCCUCCGCCCGCCGCCGCCGCCGCCACCUCGACUACGCUGCCCAUCGUGGAGGUGCGCAGCCCGCAAGACUUUGACGAUCUGUGCGUGCGCGCCUCUGCGACGCCGCCGCCCGUCGGCGGACCCGUCAUCCUCGACUUCUACGCCGAUUGGUGCGGUCCCUGCAAGCAGCUGACGCCAAAGCUCGAGGCGCUGGUGACUGCGGCGGGCGGGACGGUUCGGCUCGCAAAGGUGAACGUGGACAAUCUCCCGGAGAUUGCGCAGGCGCUGCAGGUGGCGUCGCUUCCGACCGUGAUGCUCCUGCACGGCGGGAAGAUUGUCGACUCAUUCAAGGGCGUCCUCCCGGACGACAAGGUCAAGGAGUUCGUCGACAAGGCCGUCGCGCUCGCGGGCGGACCGGACGCGUCCGGCCCAAAGGCGCUCGAGGAGGCUGCGGCUUUGCUGGAGGGCGGCGACAUCCCGGCCGCCGCAGCAAAGUACGCCGAGAUUUGCGCGCUGCCGGAGCUCGCCGCCGCCGCCAAGGCCGGGCUCGCGCUGUGCGCGCUGCAGGACGACCAGCUCUCUGCAGCGCAGGACCUCGUCGCCGACCUGACCAAGAACCACGCGGCAGACCUUGAGGCGCCGCCCGUGAGGAAGGCGAUCGCAGCGGUGGCCCUCGCUGUCGACGCGCCCGAAGGCGGCCGCCCGGUCAGCGAGCUCCGCCUGGCGCUCGAGGCGGACCGAGACGACCACGCCGCGCGGUACGAGCUCGCGCAGCGCCUGCUCGUGUCGGGGGAACAGGCGGACGCCAUCGACGAGCUACUGCUCAUCGUGAGGCGCGACAAGGCGUGGUCCGAUGGCGCGGCGCGUCUGCUGCUGCUCAAGGUCUUCGACGCGCUCGGCAGCGGCCACGAGCUGACGAAGAAGGGCCGGCGCCGCCUCUCGAACUUCUUGAACAUAUGACGCGGCGGGUCUACACGGCCAAUACACAGGUAGUCAAUAAAGACACACCUGAUAACAGACACAUGGGAUGACGGAUGUUUGGGGGGGGUUGGGGGCAUCCCCAUCCCAACAUUUUUGAUCACAAACCCGCUAGGAUAUAUUUGAUUAAUUUUGC
Messenger RNA from Emiliania huxleyi CCMP1516, 1242 nucleotides. RefSeq names its product thioredoxin. Gene Ontology annotation, cellular component: cytoplasm. NCBI's taxonomy places the organism in Eukaryota, Haptophyta, Isochrysidales, Noelaerhabdaceae. Bases 33 to 1088 code for a protein of 351 amino acids. The transcript has 4 exons. Gene Ontology annotation, molecular function: oxidoreductase activity, acting on a sulfur group of donors, disulfide as acceptor; protein binding. The record is from RefSeq and is a predicted model, not a curated record.